Messenger RNA from Limanda limanda (common dab), 795 nucleotides. RefSeq names its product vitelline membrane outer layer protein 1 homolog. The coding region runs from base 98 to 721 and encodes 207 amino acids. Lineage: Eukaryota; Metazoa; Chordata; Actinopteri; Pleuronectiformes; Pleuronectidae. The transcript has 4 exons. The record is from RefSeq and is a predicted model, not a curated record.
UCACGCUGAUACGAGUUGUCUGUUCCACGAUCAAUACGUAGACCUUAUAAGAACCUUUUGAGACCGAACCCCCUCCAGAACUCGUUAGACUGUUGACAUGGAGAGUCUGCUCGGCGCCGUGGCCGUGCUGGUCGUGUUCUUCGUGGGGUUGUUCCAGCCGGGAGCUGGUGAGGCCGUCCGGCCUUACACAUCUGUGCUGACUGUGACAAACGGACAGGUGUGGGGAACAUGGAGGGAGCCCGAGAUGUGUCCUGACCAGUUCUUUGCUGUUGGCUUCAGUACCAGGGUGGAGUCCAAAAGGGGAAAAGGUGACGACACGGCCAUGAACGGCGUCCGCCUCAUCUGCGGCAGAGACGGGGACCACAACUUCAUGUACACUGUGGAGUCUCACCCUGGCUUCUGGGGCGACUGGUCCCACCCUCAGUACUGCCCGGGUGGCGUGCUCAGCUCUUUCCAGCUCCGCGUGGAGGGUCGUCAGGGCAGGAAGGACGACACCGCCGUCAACAACAUCAGGUUCCGCUGCAGCAGCAGCCCCGAGCUGGAGGGUCCCGGCCUGGACUGGGGGGAUUACGGCGGAUGGAGCCAGGUUUGUGUCAACGGAGGAAUCUGCGGUAUCGAGACCAAGGUGGAGGACCACCAGGGGAGAGGGGACGACACCGCCCUCAACGACGUGCGUUUCCGUUGCUGUGCCAGAGUCCAGCAGACAGUGAUUGACCUCUGAGCAGCUUGGUCCGCCCCUCCUCCGUCACCCGGAAUUAAACAAUGACAAAUAAUAAAGUGCUCAUUUGAAUCGCA